Messenger RNA from Cynara cardunculus var. scolymus (artichoke), 507 nucleotides. RefSeq names its product histone H2A.Z-specific chaperone CHZ1-like. The transcript has 3 exons. Bases 1 to 507 code for a protein of 168 amino acids. The record is from RefSeq and is a predicted model, not a curated record. NCBI's taxonomy places the organism in Eukaryota, Viridiplantae, Streptophyta, Magnoliopsida, Asterales, Asteraceae.
AUGACUAGUGUCAAUCCUUCAGAUGACGUUGAGAAUCCCUCAGGUUUUUCAAGAAAUAAACCCACAACCAUAGAAACUGAAGCUGAAGGCAUGGCUGAGGACGUCAAGCUAGGGAUACCCGUUGUCGCCACAGUCCUUGAUGAAAUGGACAAGGUGCACAAGGCAAUGCUCUUCAAGGGCGAACUGAUAAACGGCCUCUCUGCUGUCAAAUAUGAGGUUUGUGAUGUCAAGGAAUGCUCUGAUCCCUACCCUGAGGAUGCCAUCGAUGAAGAUGAUUCCGUGAUCACUUCUGCUGAUCAUGAAGACCAUCUCUCCACCUCUGCAUUGCCAAUUGCUGGUGAUGAGGAUGAUGAUGAAGACGAUGAUGAAGAGGAGAACGUUGAACUUCAAAUCCCUGAUGCCAGCAAUGAUCUUGGUGAUGAUGAUGAAGAUGAUGAAUUUUGCAUCCAAGUCAUCCCAAGACAUCCAACACUGAAGGGAAUCUCCAUCUGGGAACCAUCUUCCUAG